AUGCAGGGAUGCGACGGGUCAGUGCUACUGAAUUCAACGAACCAGGAUGCAGAGAAAGACGCAAUUCCAAAUUUGAGCUUGAGGGGAUUUCAAGUGAUUGACGCUGCAAAGGCAGAGCUUGAAAAGCAGUGCCCUGGCGUGGUGUCUUGCGCUGAUAUUCUUGCCCUCGUCACCCGAGAUGCAGUGGACAUGAUUGGAGGGCCAGUGUGGAGCGUUCCCAUGGGAAGAAGAGAUGGCGUUAUAUCCCUGAAGAAAGACGCAUUGACAAACCUGCCAUCUCCCUUCGCAAGCUUCGAACAACUUAAGUCAUCUUUCAUUAAAAAGGGCUUAAAUGUAAAAGAUCUGGUUGUGCUGUCUGGGGCUCACACUAUCGGCACUUCCCAUUGCGGAUCCUUUGCAAGUAGAAUCUCCAAACCUACAGACCCUUCCCUAGCUGAGUCAUAUGCGACCAAAUUGAGAAUAAAAUGCAAGCCUGGAGACAAUAAGAGCUUAGUAGAGAUGGAUCCUGGAAGCUUUCGAACAUUUGACAACCAUUAUUACAUCAACUUGAGGAGGAAACGAGGACUUUUUGCAUCAGAUGCUGCACUUGUCACGGAUGCUGAAGCAAACUCUUUCAUAAACUCUGCACUAGCAUCUUCAACUUCUAACUCUACUAGUUGGUUCUUUACUGAGUUUGGAAGAUCCAUGGAGAAGAUGGGUAAUAUUGACAUCCUCACUGGGAAUGCAGGACAAGUCAGACACCACUGCGCUUUGGUCAAUUGA
This is a messenger RNA of Cryptomeria japonica (Japanese cedar), 762 nucleotides long. RefSeq names its product peroxidase 3-like. The transcript is spliced from 2 exons. Gene Ontology annotation, molecular function: heme binding; peroxidase activity. The record is from RefSeq and is a predicted model, not a curated record. Gene Ontology annotation, cellular component: plasmodesma; plant-type cell wall. Lineage: Eukaryota; Viridiplantae; Streptophyta; Pinopsida; Cupressales; Cupressaceae. The coding region runs from base 1 to 762 and encodes 253 amino acids. Gene Ontology annotation, biological process: hydrogen peroxide catabolic process; response to oxidative stress.